AUGAAUGCAGCAUUUGCUCUCAUCGUGCUAUUGCUCAUGAUUGCUGCCACUUUUGCAACACCACAUUUAGAAGUCGAUCUCAACUACGAUUCCCAUCACGAUCCCCACCAAAAUCGUCAUUACUAUCGGCACCACGAUCCUCAUGCUGAUCCUCACUACGAUCCGCACCACCACGACCAUCAUCAUUAUUAA
Drosophila mauritiana is the source of this 192-nucleotide messenger RNA. Its product is annotated as histidine-rich glycoprotein. The record is from RefSeq and is a predicted model, not a curated record. NCBI's taxonomy places the organism in Eukaryota, Metazoa, Arthropoda, Insecta, Diptera, Drosophilidae. Bases 1 to 192 code for a protein of 63 amino acids. The transcript has a single exon.